UCAGCUCUGGCUGAACUGCGCAUGUCAACGGAAGUGGAAACCGGGCUGCGAGAUGACCAAUAACAACAAAACCCACAUGCAGUUUCGUUGCAUGUUACUAGGUCUAGAACAUCAACGAGACUGAAAAGAUCCCUGCCAGAUGUCGUUUAUCCUGCGGUACUUUUGUCCUUCUGCAGUGGAUGUGGUGUGUACAUUUCCAUUUCAGACUGAGCUGAAAAGAGAGAGGACAAACAGAGCGAAGCAUGAAUGAAGAGACUUCCAGUCCUGGUCCCCCUCAUCUGGGUCUGCUCAGUGUUCUAUGCAGGCAUCUUCCUGUUUGUGGGAGGCUUCCUUCUAGUCAGGCUGGAGGUGAACAGAACCAGCACCUGCACAGUUGUCUUAUCUCCAGGAGCCCAUGUGAAGGUUGAUUUCUGCCUGAGCGAGCCUCGCUUUCGUCGGUCAGUGGUUCUGAUCAUUGAUGCCCUCAAAGCAGACUUCACCCGCUAUGACCCAGAGAACACAGCGCCCAAGGCGUUUGAGAAUAAGCUGCUGGUUUUAGAUGAGGUGGCAUCAUCACACCCCUCUCAUGCGAGACUCUACACUUUCCGGGCCGAUCCGCCCACCACGACCAUGCAGAGGAUCAAAGGCUUUACAACAGGUUCCCUGCCCACUUUCAUUGACAUGGGGAACAACUUUGCCUCCAAUGCCAUUCUGGAAGACAAUCUAGUGCACCAGUUGGGUCAAGUGGGCAAGAGAGUUGUCUUUAUGGGGGAUGAUACAUGAGUGAGUCUCUUCCCCAAGAAGUUUCAUAGAUCUCUGCCCUUCCCCUCCUUCAAUGUGAAGGACUUGCACACCGUGGACAAUGGCAUUCUCCAGAACAUCUAUCCUACCAUGGAAGGGGAUGAUUGGGAUGUGUUGAUUGCUCACUUCCUGGGUGUGGAUCACUGUGGGCACAGAUUUGGCCCAGACCACCCUGCUAUGGCUGAGAAACUUUCCCAGAUGGAUGGAGUCAUCAGGUCAGUGAUAAAGCGUUUGAAGAAUGACACUUUGUUGGUGGUGAUGGGAGAUCAUGGAAUGACAGACACUGGGGAUCAUGGUGGAGAGAGCCAGAAAGAGACAGACGCUGCCUUGUUUCUCUACAGUUCAUCAACAUUAUUCCCAGCACCAGGCUCCCAGGUAGAACCUGAGGUCGUUCCUCAGACUGAUCUGGUACCAACAUUGGCAUUGCUACUGGGAGUCCCCAUUCCCUAUAGCAGUGUGGGCCAGAUUCUUCUGCCUCUUUUUCCUCAGAAUGGCUCCCAGAGUGUACCAACAGGACUCAGCCAAGCAGAGGCACUGUGGAUUAAUGUGAAACAGGUGAACCGCUUCUUGGAGACCUACUCUAAUAUGGCCAAAGACAUACCACCAGACAGUCUGUCUCGGCUGCAGGCUGACUUCUCCAACAUUUCCUCUCAGUACUUGGCCGCUGUCCACAAGAGUCAUCUACCCCCUCCUGAGCUAGUCGUCUCCAUGCAGAACUAUUUGACAGCUGUCAGGGAGACUUGUAGAGCCUCCUGGGCCCGUUUCAACCCUUUCAAAAUGGCUGCAGGGCUCCUAAUAUUGGGGGUUGCCUGUAUGUUGUGUUACAUCCUUUCUGAGUUAUCUUAUAUUGUAAUUCAAGAUGGCUUGUUAAAGAUGCUGAUUCUCUCAGGGUUGGUGGUAGGUCUAGUAGUAGCUGCUGGUCAGCUGUUUUCACAAGGUUAUUUGGAGCUUUCUUGGUGUUUGGGAGCUGCAGCACUUUCAUCUGAGGUUUUGUUUCUAUGGUGGGCUCGUGGAGUUUCUCCGAAAGGUAGGUGGACUCAUUCUCGGCUCCUCACACCGGCCCUGCUGGUGCUUUUCUUGCGCUGUGCCUCCUUGCUCUCGGACAGUUACGUUAGCUACGAAGGCCAUGUGGUUACCUUCUUACUCUUCAUGUUGAGUGUAUAUGUUCCUCUCUGCCUCAACUGGGAUGGACUCCUGGUGCCAUUUCCCCCACCAGAUACCCAAAAGGUCCAUCGGCUGCUCCCAAUAGCAUUGCCAUCUUCAGUGGUAAGGCGGGAGGCCACCAUCUUGUUGGUGUGGUUGGCGCUGCUGGUGGGAUCGUUGUACCUCUCCCUGUUCUUUCACAACUGCCGAGAGGAGCAGGGCACCUGCCAGCCCUCCACUUUUCUCUCCCCACUCUCACGUAUACAGGACAACCAACUGCGUAAUGUCCACUACGUGAUCUCUGUGGCCUCACAAGCCAUGUGGGUUUACCUUCUUCAUUGCUGGCUCAGACAUUAUGGAAACCUUAACUGUUCCAGUGUGACUGCGUUCUCAGCCUGCUUCCUUUUACCUCUGGCCUGUGUUUGCAUGUGGUUGCGCUGGGCAGUGAGCGCCACCCCAGAAGACACCUUCCGACACCUGACCGAGCUGAUCGACCUGGCCUGGGUGUUUUUGCCACGGGGCAUCUUCUGCCUCCUGGGCCUGGGGCUCCUGCUGUUGUGGUUGGAUCCUAUGACUGUGUUCCUUAAGACUCGAAAACCACUGAACUCUCUGGGAACAUCCUUACCGCCCCCCAAGUACCGAGCCAGCACGGGCAUCAGUCCGCAAGCUGAACUACAUCACCUCAUACCACAGCUAUAUCAGCGUAUCCGACACUCACUGGAAGACGGGGGCACAGAGGACAGUGAAGCGAACAGCAGGCCAGCCGUGGAGGCAUAUGGACUGGGCACGGUGUACUCAGCCCCCCUUGUCCUGCUGUGCGGGCUUCUGGGGCUGGCACUCCUGCUGCUCCACCCUGAGGGAAUGUCCAUUGCGUUUCUCCUGCUUCUGCUGGAGGCCGGAGCUGUGCUGCACAUCCAUGCCUGUAGCACAAACCUCUCCAGCCUGCAUAGACAUUCCAGUAAGAAGCAAUCCAAUACUACACCUUAUGCUUUAUGUAGUUAUUGCCAUAAGUGGAUAUACACUUCUAUCCUUGAACCAAUUCUUCCCUCUUUACUCUCAGAUGACUUCAGUGUACCAUGGGUUCCAGUAGUUUCAUGGUCUUUGGGGGCUGCCCAGUUUUUCCAUGCAACAGGACACCUCCCAACCUUUCCUUCCAUCCAGUGGGGUGCUGCAUUUGUGGGCUUUCCUCAGGGUCACACAGGCACUGUAAUUCCUGCCUUACUGGUGACCCUCAACACCUUCUCCUCUCAUAUCAUCUUUGCAGUUGGCUGUCCACUGUUGUUGUUCUGGCCUCUGGUGUGCGAGGUGCAUGGGGCUCCAUCUACAUGCUCAGCGGGAGGGGAGGAGAAUGAAGAUGCUGUCAUGGAGAUGAGACUGAGAGAAAACCCUCAGAAGUUCAGCUCGUCUCUCCUGCAGCUCGCUGCACGCUACCUCUUUGUGAAUGGAGCGCAGGUUUUUGCAUCAGUUUGUGCUGCAGCUAUCCUCAGAAGACACCUCAUGGUCUGGAAAGUUUUUGCACCCAAACUGAUGUUUGAGGCAUCUGGCUUCAUCGUGGGAAGUGUGUUUGUGAUGUUGGGGGUCACCAUGGUGAUGAGGGUGGACAUGGCAGUGGGCAGUAUGUUUAAGAAACUCCUCCCUCAGAACUCCAGGUAGCACUUGCUACUCUGACCACACCCCUUUUCCCUACAAGCCUAUUUUGCCUAUCUAGAACUCUUCAGAGAUGUGGAGAUAUUUAGCCAUCAUCUUCAACUCCACUGCUAUCCAUAUGGAUGGAAACAAGAUUUUUGUAUCUGACUGCAUCUAAUUUAGACCAGAGAGGUCUAAAGUUUAUCCUCAUCUUCGAACAAGUGAGAGAAAUAGAAAAAAUGGAAUUGCUUUAACGAAACUGCAACAGUCAGUAUGCCUUUACGAGCUAUUGAACCGGUGGCCUUUGUUGCUCUGCUGCCUUUGUACUGAAAAAGAGAGACGAUUGUCUGUGCAUGCCUUUUUACUGCCGCAAGGUUUUAAUGUUCCACACAUGUAUUUUUGGGAGGAUUAUAAUUAAUUAGAUUGAAGGGCUACAUGAAAUCCACAGUGUUGCAAUGGCAUGUUUGAACUGGGAGAAACGAUUCUGUUCAAACAUUCAAGGAAACAAGCACAUGCUCUAGGGCAUAAUUUUUAGCUAUGGAUUAACUAUUCAUAAAAUUAAAUUUUAAGGGUUUUUAUGUAAUUUUAUUCUACUCACCUUUAUUGCUUGAAAGUUGAUCGAUAUGCAAAAGCUCUUGGUUCGUGCUAACCCUGUGGCAUUCUGUUCAUUCCCUAGCAAUAACUGCCAAAGCAUUCAGUGUAAUUGGUUCAACCCUAUGUACAGUGGGCCCCAAAAAAUAUUUAGACACUUUUAGACACUUGACACACUUAAAAAUGUAUGAUAUUUUAUUUUAUUUUAUUUUAUUUUUUUAUUUUUUUGCAUUAAAAACAAAAUAUCAAACCAAGUGGCUUCUACAAGACCUUGCCUCCAAACUACUUUCUAAAGUAAUUUUUUGAGCUAUGACUUUUAACAAACUGGUCUCAAAAUACAUUUUUUGUGAAUGUAUGAAGACAAUUGUACUUGCAGAGUAACCACAGGUGUGCAUUAUAUUAAUUAUGGACAUGUCCCACUAACUUUGACAACCAGAAAGCGUACAAAUAUUUGUCUAACUUUUAAACAAAAUGCAAAAUGCAAACUUAUUUUGUGAAAUGUUAUAUUUCUGUAAAAUGAAUGCCACCUGGUUUGAUAUUUUGUUAUAUAUAACACAGACAUUUUUAGUGUGGGUUAAGUGUCCAAAUACAAAUAUUUUGUUUGUCCACCAUAUGUGUUUUUCACUUUUUUUAAAUAGAUUUUUCUAUUUUGGCUAGGUAAGCUCUUCAUCCAGGUAACAGGUCACUAGCUUUAACAGUUGCCUUGAUUGUUGUUCAUGAAUUAAAUUUGUUCAUUCAAUUUGCAUCAACUGUUAUUUAUUUAGUUUUCAUAUUUAGUUCAUUAAUGGAUUAAAUGAUUUUACUGAUCUCAUUUUUGAGAGAGAAAUGCAUGGGAAAUAAUUACAUCAUGUGCUCAGGUUAAUUUAGCAAAAAUGCAAUAGUAGUAUUCUGUGAUGCAUGGUGCAAUUUUUUUAAAGCAAAAUACUGUAAAGCCAUAUGAUGGCUUUUAAUAAUGUCUUAAUAUGUUGAAGUUUAAUUUUAGAAUCUGUGAAAUAAUAUUAAUUGUCUUAAAAUUAAUCAAGGGGAGAAACUAAAUAAAAUAUUUUGUACAAUUUGAAUUGCUCAUUUGUGUGUGUUGCAUUCUGGUGCCUUUUGUGAUUUGUUUACAGGAUCAGCUGUCAGCCUGCAGAGCGCACUGUUUUAUCUAAAAACGCCACAACAUCCUUUGAAAUCUGAUUCGUUCUUAGGCCUAGCAAUAAGUGCAUGGGUUAGUGCUAGAUCCAGUUUAUUUGUCACUUGAUCUCUCUUUCCAAAUAUUCUAAGUCAACACUUUGUUAUAUUAACUUUUUUUUUUUAGCAGUCAGGAGGCAGAAGAUGAAGUGAUGAUAAAAAUGAGCAGAGUCUGACUUAGUCUGAUCAAAAACAUUCAAGUGUGUUAUUUCAAUAA
Molecule: messenger RNA, 5527 nt
Organism: Myxocyprinus asiaticus (Chinese sucker)
Lineage: Eukaryota; Metazoa; Chordata; Actinopteri; Cypriniformes; Catostomidae
Product: GPI ethanolamine phosphate transferase 3-like
Exons: 10
Coding region: 871-3576 (901 amino acids)
Biological process (GO): GPI anchor biosynthetic process
Cellular component (GO): endoplasmic reticulum membrane
Molecular function (GO): mannose-ethanolamine phosphotransferase activity
Source: RefSeq, a predicted model, not a curated record